AUGGAGGAUAUCGUACCAAGUAAACCAUGGCUUUUCAAUCUGCGCUCAUCCAAGCAACUGAUCGGCCUUGCUGUCUUCUCAACCACUUUCACUGAUGGAUUUCUUUAUGGGAUCAUCGUAUCUGUGCUUCCUUUCUCCCUAACGGUUCGGUUCGGACUACCAGAGGCUGACGUUCCAUUCUGGACAUCAACCUCGUUGGCCGUCUUCGGUUUCGCAAUGGUACUUGGCGCCCCGAUCGCAGGCUGGAUUGUCGGAAAAUGCGAGAGACGCCAAAUACCAUUCCUAGGAGGCCUCUCUUGUGCAUUCGGUGCCACCCUCUCGUUCAUGCUUGGAGUCAGGCCAUGGGUGAUUAUCGUGGCAAGGAUUUUCCAGGGUCUAUCUGCGGGUGUUGUCUACACUGCCGGCUUAACGCUGUUGGUGGACACGAUCGAGUCGCACGAGCUGGGACCCUGGAUUGGCUUCGGACUCUCGGGCAUGAAUUUUGGCGUGCUCGUAUCACCUACUCUCGGAGGAAUUGUAUAUGAGAAAGCAGGGUUCUAUCCUGUCUUCAUAAUGGGUCUUGGCGUGGUCCUCAUUAACUUGAUCCUCAUUCUGCUCAUGAUCGACAGAAAAACUGCCGAAAAGUAUAGAGGGCAGAAUGAUUCCAGUAAGAGUUAUUCCCUUCCCAAUGGAAGCUCGAGAAAAAGUGCCGUUGCAAAUGGAAAACGGCGACUAUCAACAGUUGAAGAUGGUGAUCCAACCAUCACAACACCGCUCCUCUCACGCUACCGCGAGACCUCUUCUGCGGUUGCAAAAGAUCCUUCUUGGUGGACUAUUGUCGGAGGCUUUCUUCGAAAUCAUCGCAUAUUUGCUGCGUUAUAUGGAUGUCUCAUCAACACGAUCUUGGUUAGCGCCAUGGAUGCCGUCCUCCCGAUUUUUAUCAAGCAGACAUUUCAUUGGCUUUCCGGCGCUACGGGGACCAUGUUUUUAAACUUAACCAUUCCGUCAUUGAUAGGUCCAUUUGUUGGAAUGUUCUCAGACAAAUAUGGCGUUCGGUUGAUUUCCGGUCUUGGGUUUACGUUGGCAGCUGUAGCAGUCGCUGCCCUCGCCCUGAUACAACACGACAAUACCACAAAUAAGGUCAUGGCGUGCGUGAUAUUAUCUGUUGUUGGGAUAGGGCUCAAUACAUCGCUGACCCCGUUGGUUGCGGAGAUACCUCGCAUCGUGAAUGCCGUCCAAGAGGAACAACCUGAUAUAUAUGGCGAUAAAAGUGCAGUCACUGAGGCUUAUAUGCUCCUUGAUGCGGCAUUUGGCGCUGGGACUGUACUCGGCCCAUUGCUUUCAGAACUUGCGUUUGAGAAUUUGGGAUGGACUGGAUGCACCGCCAUGCUGGCGUUUCUGAGUGUGUCGGCCAUAGUUCCAGUGGUGAUCCAUUUGGCCCCAAAUCCGAAAGGCCGGUAA
Molecule: messenger RNA, 1440 nt
Organism: Penicillium samsonianum
Lineage: Eukaryota; Fungi; Ascomycota; Eurotiomycetes; Eurotiales; Aspergillaceae
Exons: 4
Coding region: 1-1440 (479 amino acids)
Biological process (GO): transmembrane transport
Molecular function (GO): transmembrane transporter activity
Source: RefSeq, a predicted model, not a curated record